Cavia porcellus (domestic guinea pig) is the source of this 6347-nucleotide messenger RNA. It is a transcript of the gene Ppp2r3a, whose product is annotated as protein phosphatase 2 regulatory subunit B''alpha. The record is from RefSeq and is a predicted model, not a curated record. Bases 680 to 4138 code for a protein of 1152 amino acids. NCBI's taxonomy places the organism in Eukaryota, Metazoa, Chordata, Mammalia, Rodentia, Caviidae. Gene Ontology annotation, biological process: protein dephosphorylation. Gene Ontology annotation, molecular function: protein phosphatase regulator activity; calcium ion binding. The transcript has 15 exons. Gene Ontology annotation, cellular component: protein phosphatase type 2A complex.
AAACCCGCCGUGGAGGGUGGGGUCGAGAAGUCAGCGGGCGGGGCUCGCUCGGACCUCGGCUCCUCCGGCGCUGCUUUUGCCGCCGAGACCUCGCGCCGCGGGGGGCCCUGGCAGUGCUUGUGGCCCUCGAAGUGAGGCAGCCCCCGGAGGAGGAGCCGCAGUAACUGAGGUGAUUCUGCUGAGCAAUGGGAGUGAGAACCACUGACAAAAAUUGAACAGAAAAAGCAAAAGAGGACUUGGACCUGGUUUGUUAGGAAGAAGCUACCCAGGAAGGGGAUGAGGUUUGUCAUUCAUAGAAAAAUGGAUCAUUUAAAUCUCUGGAGGACUCAGUUAUCAUAAUACAUCUAUAGUACCAACUGAGAUUUAUGACAAAGUUCUGCAUUGAAGAACUAAAAGGAUAUUCUUUCAUAAAAAAUAAUCUAGUUGUAUCAUAUUACUAAAUUAAAAUGAACAAUUAUUAAAUUAUUAGACUUGAUAAUACAAGCACACAUGUGCAGCAGCUACUGUAUACUGAUAGCUAAUCAAACCUCAAAUUUAAAUGGUUUCCUAUUGUGGGAAGCCAUAUUUGUACCCACAGAAUACUGUCACCAAAUGUAUUUUCAGUUAAGUGUCACUUAGGUGACUUUUCUUAAAACAAUUUCUAGACAGUUCCAAGUCCCACCACAGUGGAUUUGAUGAAAUGGCAGCAACUUACAGACUUGUGGUUAGUACCGUGAACCACUACAGCAGUGUGGUGAUAGAUCGACGUUUUGAGCAAGCUAUACAUUAUUGCACUGGAACCUGCCAUACCUUCACACAUGGAAUUGACUGCAUUGUAGUACAUCAUAGUGUUUGUGCAGACCUCUUACAGAUCCCUGUGUCUCAGUUCAAAGAUGCAGAUCUGAAUUCUGUGUUUCUACCCCACGAAAAUGGAUUAUCCACAGCAGAUGACGACUAUACCCAUCACGUCCUCACAGGCAUGCACAGAGUCAAGAGAACGUCUGCGUUUCAGAACAGCUGCAAUUUAAAGGACAUUGCAGGAGAAGCUAUCAGUUUUGCCAGUGGGAAAAUAAAGGAAUUUUCGUUGGAGAAAGUAAAAAACUCUAACCAUGUGGCUUACAAAAAGGGAAGGAAAGUUAAGUCUGACUCAUUUAAUAGGAGGUCUGUUGACUUUGACUUGCUCUGUGGCCAUUAUAACAAUGAUGAGACCUCUUCAUCCUUUGGUUUACUCAGGAGUUCUUCUGUUGAGGAAAAAUCUUUGUCUCAUAGAAACUCACUUGAGACAAACCUAACUUCGAUGCUUCUUCAGAACUUCUCUGAAGAAGACCUGGUUACUCAGAUUUUGGAAAAACAUAAGAUAGAUAAUUUUUCUUCUGGCACAGACAUAAAAAUGUGUUUAGACAUCUUACUGAAAUGCUCUGAGGAUUUGAAAAAAUGCACAGAUAUCAUAAAACAGUGCAUAAAGAAAAAAUCAGGAAGUAGCAUCAAUGAAGGAAGUGGUAAUGAUACACUUUAUAGUUCUGAAACUGUCUAUAUGAAUGUAAUGACCAGGUUAGCAUCCUACCUGAAAAAGUUACCAUUUGAAUUUAUGCAGCCUGGAAAUAAUGAGCCCAUAGAUUUAACAGAGCUCAUCAGUAAUAUGCCUAGCUUACAGCUGACUCCCUUCUCACCAAUAUAUGGCACUGAACAGCCCCCUAAGUAUGAAGAUGUUGUCCAGCUCUCAGCCCCUGGCUCUGGACAGUUUCAAACUAUUGAAUUCCAAGAUGACAAGCAUAGUUCUAGGAAAAUGAACAUUGUAAAACCCAUCCCAAACAACACUACGAAUUCUUUAUAUAAUUUGGAGGUAGAUGAUUCCAGAACUUUAAAAGCUGUCCAGCUUCAAUCACCAUCAUUAACCAUGAGCCCUGUGGAGAAUGUUUCUUCUGGAGACUUAAUAGAGACUCUGUAUAUUGAAGAAGAGUCAGAUGGAAAGAAGGCAUUAUUAAAAAAAGGACAAAUGACAGAGAAUGGGCCCUGUCAUCAGCUGCUAAAGGUAAAUGAACAUAGAGCAGAAUUUUCAGACCAUGGCACUCAUCUUAAAAAUUCUUCUGCCUUAAUACAAAAUGAAAUUGGUAAAAUGUUUGAUAAAUCAGUUGUCCAUCUGCCUGAAGAAGACCCUAAAUCUAAAGUUCCUAAAAUGGAAACAGGAGACCAGAGAAAUUUUAUUAACUCCAACAGUCAGGAAGAGAUAGAUAAAUUAUUAAUGGAUUUGGAAUCAUUUUCGCAGAAGAUGGAGACCUCUCUAAGGGAGCCACUUACCAAGAGUAAAACCUCCAGUUCUCUAAAUAGUCACAGUAAUUUGACUGACCAGCUCCCUGUAGACACUGAAUCUAAAUCUAAAGUCUCUUCACCUGUGGAUAAAGUCUCACCUUCCUGUCUAUCAAGGAUUAUUGAAACUAAUGGACACAAAAUAGAGGAAGAGGAUCGAGCCCUCUUACUACGAAUUCUGGAAAGUAUUGAAGACUUUGCUCAAGAACUAGUCGACUGCAAAUCAGGCAGAGGUAGCCUAUCCCAGGAAAAAGAAAUGAUGCAAAUUCUACAAGAAACAUUGACAACUUCCUCUAAGACAAAUUUAUCAGUCUGUAAGGGUCCUGUUGGUGAUAAACCCAAAGACACUACUUCAAUGGUUUUGAUUCAGCAGACCCCAGAAGUGAUCAAGAUUCAAAAUAAACCAGAAAAGAAACCUGGCACGCCACUUCCAUCUCCCGCCACCUUUUCAAGUAGUCCCCAACCUCACCCUCCUAUUCCUGCUGUAAAUAAUGUUGUGAAUGCACCAUUGUCCAUAAACAUUCCACGGUUCUACUUUCCUGAAGGACUCCCAGAUACCUGUAGUAAUCAUGAACAGACUCUAAGCAGAAUUGAAACUGCUUUUAUGGAUAUUGAAGAUCAGAAAGCAGAUGUGUAUGAAAUGGGGAAGAUUGCAAAGAUCUGUGGCUGUCCUCUCUAUUGGAAAGCCCCCAUGUUUAGGGCUGCAGGGGGAGAGAAGACUGGAUUUGUGUCAGCACAAUCAUUCAUUGCCAUGUGGAGAAGGUUGCUGAAUAACCAUCAUGAUGAUGCCUCUAAGUUCAUCUGUCUUCUGGCAAAACCUGGCUGCAGCUCUCUAGAACAAGAGGAUUUUGUGCCUUUACUUCAGGAUGUGGUGGAUACACACCCUGGCCUUACGUUCCUGAAAGAUGCUCCAGAAUUCCACUCCCGCUACAUCACCACGGUUAUUCAGAGAGUGUUCUACACAGUCAACAGAUCUUGGAGUGGAAAAAUUACUUCUACAGAGAUAAGAAAAAGCAACUUUUUGCAAACUCUAGCCCUUUUGGAAGAAGAGGAAGAUAUAAAUCAAAUCACAGAUUACUUCUCUUAUGAACAUUUCUAUGUUAUUUAUUGUAAAUUCUGGGAACUAGAUAGUGAUCAUGACCUGUACAUCAGUCAAGCCGAUCUCUCUCGAUAUAAUGACCAGGCUUCAUCAAAUAGAAUAAUCGAAAGGAUAUUCUCUGGGGCAGUAACAAGAGGAAAAACAGUGCAGAAAGAGGGAAGAAUGAGCUAUGCAGAUUUUGUUUGGUUUUUGAUAUCUGAGGAAGACAAAAGGAACCCCACCAGCAUUGAGUACUGGUUCCGCUGCAUGGACAUGGAUGGAGAUGGAGUGCUGUCCAUGUAUGAGCUGGAGUACUUCUACGAGGAGCAGUGUGAACGAAUGGAAGCCAUGGGCAUUGAGCCCUUGCCGUUUCAUGAUCUGCUGUGCCAGAUGCUGGACCUGGUGAAGCCAGCCUGUGAUGGUAAAAUAACUCUACGAGAUCUGAAGAGGUGCCGAAUGGCUCACAUCUUCUAUGACACUUUCUUUAAUCUGGAAAAAUACUUGGACCAUGAACAGAGAGAUCCCUUUGCAGUCCAGAAGGAUGUUGAGAACGAUGGGCCCGAGCCCUCAGACUGGGACAGGUUUGCAGCUGAGGAGUAUGAGACUCUCGUUGCAGAGGAAUCUGCCCAAGCACAGUUUCAAGAAAGCUCCUUUGAAGAUUAUGAAACAGAUGAACCCACCUCUCCCUCUGAACUUGGAAACAAAAGCAAUAAAAUAGUAACCUCAAGCCUUUCAGAGCAAUGUGGAAAGCUUCAGUCAGUGGAUGAAGAGUAGCUGCCAAGAUCAACAUGAGAGGAAGACCUGUAUUUAAAUGUUUUCUUGUGAAGAGAUGCCCUAGUUUGCAUAGUGCUUCUUAAAGGCUUUGAUUUCUCCAAGUGUGUAUCGGCACUAGGAACAUUUUUAACUGUUUUUAAGCAGUGGGUCUACAUAGACUUGUUUGCCUGAUUCUUGCAGAGCUUUUCCUUCGAAGUGUCUGAAACAACGUACCAUCACUUCACAAAGUCUGCACAUCAGCACUCUUACACCCCUGAAUGUAACUUGGUCCCUUGGGGACAGUGCCAAGUAGUUCAUCCUCUGCACAGAAGUUGAUUCAGUAUUGGCCAGCAUCCCUGAGGCUCACAGGGCUCCUAUGGAGCCUGGAGGAAAUGUUCACUAGCAGGAAACGAGUCAGAAAAUUCUGGAACUUGAAAAUGUAGUCAGGGCCUCCAGAAUUGACUUAGUCCUAGUAAUAAAAGCACUGCCAAAACAUCUCAAGAGACUUCCUUUAAUUAUGUGUACUGGAGUUCAGAGAUCUUGAACUUACCUGGUUUAAUGUAAUUUCACAAUGACCUGCCAAACUGCUAGUCACUUUAUAUCCUCAGGUAUUAUAACCACUGGGCCUUCCGAUUUAAAUGGCAAGCUCUAGCAACCUCCCCAUCUUUAUUGUGGAUCUUAAUAUAAAAUCACAAGAGAAACUUCUUAAAUGAUACCAAGUACAGAAAUUUGACUCAUACUUGAAAAGUCUCUUAACACUCAUAGGAAACUACUAAAUCAUUCAUUAACCUCCAAAUUAUCUGGCCCCCUCUUUAUAGCAUAAGUUCUGAAGACUUAAAAGGAAUAGUGAUACAGUAUUAAGAAUUCUUCGACAGUCUUUUCUUCACUGAAUAUCAACAGUAAAAGCCUCAAUCUAACUCUUAUUCCUUAAUGUUGAAAACAAACUAUUAAUGCAGAUAUUUCAUCCACCUCAAUAUUUAUUACAAAAAUGGAAGCAAAUCAUGAUGGCACCCAUAAAAGAAAGCUGUUACUUUCUACAGUGGUGUAUGUGUUCAAUUCAGAAUCCUGCAUUGUUUUCAACAGACCAGUAUGUAGCUUGUAGCAGGGAGCACUAUUAAAAGAAUGGAUAUUUCUAAGAAAUGAAAUCCCUUCAAAGCAGUUUCUCAGCAUAUGUCAGUCAUUGACUUUUGCCCUACACUUUUUAAAUUGAGGAGUCUUAAAACUGUCAGAACAGCUUCACGUUCCACUUCAUCUUGGUUCCUCUGACUGGUCUACAGGCCAACACCAAAAUAACCUAACACUGGGCAACAGUAAGCAAAAGAUGGAGAAAAGACGACAGUGUACAAUAAAGUUACCAAUCCUAGCCAUCCUGCCCCUUACGAGAUCUCCUGGUGUCCUGUAUGUGUACUUCUAUGAUUAAAUAUACUUAAAAAUUUGUGACACGUGAAAUUUACUACCAAUUCCAUUGAGCUUUUACCAGGGAAAGUAAUUUUUAAAAAUUGUUCAGAUAAAAAUACAAAAGGUUAUACUUUAAGGAACCAGAUAUAGUUUAAAGGUUUUAUUACUCAAAAUUUUCUAAGGCUCAACAGUGAAACUAAAAUUCACUUUUACAAUGUAUUUUCAUUACUAUUUGGCUUUACUGCUUUGCCUGUUUUUUCUUUAUUAAAAUCUUCUUUGACUCUGAUGAAUAUUUGGCUUUAAAACUAUAGAAAUAAAGUUAUCACCAUCUUUAACUUGGCUUACCCAAAAUUACAUUUUUAACAAAUACAAGCAUGUGAUUCACUGUACUCCUUUCUUAGAGUUGAAUACAAGGAAUGUGAAUUCUGAGGAACUAGGAUAGUAUGUUUGACUUUUUGAUAAGGUAUGCUAAAUAAAUAAUGCUAAGUAUAUACUUAUUGCCAAACUGGAAAUUUCAAAUUGUUAUAACAUCCCAGAAUCCUUGAUAAAAGGUUAACAGUUACCAUGAUCUUAAUGCUAUUUAAUGAAAAACAAGUUUCACAGCAUAACAUUAAUUGCAAAGGUAACUGAACUAAUAAAACUCUGUAUAUUUGCCCUGCAUCUUACCUGUCACUGUAUUGUUCAAGUUGUUUAUAUAGAACUUUAGAGUUAACAAGUCAUUGCUCAACUUUUGGAAAUGUUAAGAUGUGUUUGAGUGGGAAAGGCUGCAUGACUUAAAAACUUUUGUUUUUCCCCUUUUUGCAAAACUAAAUAAAAUUUUGUCAAAUAUGAA